Molecule: messenger RNA, 1023 nt
Organism: Penicillium griseofulvum
Lineage: Eukaryota; Fungi; Ascomycota; Eurotiomycetes; Eurotiales; Aspergillaceae
Product: mitochondrial 37S ribosomal protein mS38
Exons: 2
Coding region: 1-1023 (340 amino acids)
Biological process (GO): mRNA processing
Cellular component (GO): mitochondrion
Source: RefSeq, a predicted model, not a curated record
AUGUUGUCAACAUCGUUACGCCGGGCAGCAUGGGCUCCCAUGCCCCUUCCCGGGAUAACUCGCUCGGGUCAAAACCUUACCAGCAGCUUGCUCGGCGCAACCCGACCUCUGCACCAACUCCGGUAUUCCUCCUCAUCCUCCAAACCGCCCGUCCCGCCCAGCGAUGGCUCCCGACGAAUGGACACCUCUGCCCCGGCAAAGGGGGUCAACUCAACUAGCGAGAAGAGCAAGGCUAACCGCCGACGGGGGAAGGACAGCUCUACCCGAAACGGAUCUUCAAAGUCUAGCCAGCAUACAGCAUUUUCCAACCUUCCAAGUGUUCCCUCAACACAGCACCGACAGCCACAUGCAUCGUUCUUCUCCAUCCACCGGCCAAUCUCAGUGACGACCACUGUGCCUCCGACCUCUACUACCGAUGCCUUCGAAGCGAUCUUCUCGUCAAAGCGGCCGCUGAAGAACGAGCCGGAGGACGUCAUCUUCACUCUUUCUUCGGCCGUGCAGUCGAUGGAAACUGGCUCUCAGGGCAUGUCAGAGUCCGAAGAGCAGUUCCGAACCUUCAGCGAACAGGACGGCGAACUCCGCAUGUUGGAUGGCCCCGAUGCAAAGAUGUCUGUGGAGGAAUUCACCCGUCGUCUUCGCCCAUUCCAGCCCCCUCCCCCGCCCGUCCCGAUGGACACAUCCGCUGCCGAGUCCACCGACGCUCAGAUCGACAACGAGUACCAGACCUACUCGACCGUCCUGACUAUCCGCGAGGCUCGCCACGCCGAUGGCCGCAAGACCUACGAGGCGCACACGGGACCAUUUGUUCGCAGUGGAGAGAUGGAGGACCCAUCUGAUAUGCGCGACGAGAUCUCCAUCGAGGCGCCCUCCACCCCGGGUAUGACAUACAUGGAGCGUCUGCGCAACAACCACACCAUGCAUGCCAUCAGCACCAUGAGACGACGCAAGGCCAAGAUGAAGAAGCACAAGUUCAAGAAGUUGAUGAAGAGAACGCGUACCCUGAGACGGAAACUCGACAAGUAG